AUGUACGAAAUCGCCCGCAUCAACAGACGCGCGAACGCGCGCGCGCAGAAGAGCGAUCAGCGCGCGACGGAGGCGCACGCGGAGCGAACGGUCGCGGACAAGCGAAGCAAAGCGCUCGAGCAGCGACUCAAGGUGGCGGUCGAGCGCGCGGCGAAGGCGGAGAGGGAGGCGGAGCGGACGGCGGCGGCCGCGGGCGGCGGCUCGGAGCCGCCGGGCGGCGGCGGCGCGCGCGCGAGGGGUGGGGGGGGCGCCGCGAGGCGGACGUCGGGCGACGCCAAAAAAGAAGCCGCGGGCUCGGGCGCGGGCGCGGGCGCGGGCGGCGCGACGAUGACGCUCGAGUCGCUCGUGGCGUUCGUGUCGCGGAAGCACGACGUGACGUACGGCGUCGUGAAGGACGCGGGGAACGAUUACCUCGGGUUCCUGGACGACGACGUCCCGGAGGUGUUCGGCGCGUGCGUGUACAAGGCGCGUCCUCCUUCGCACUGGUCCCCAUACGACCCCGUCCGCGUUGUGAACGCCGAUCCUUAA
Messenger RNA from Micromonas pusilla CCMP1545, 528 nucleotides. RefSeq lists its product as uncharacterized. Lineage: Eukaryota; Viridiplantae; Chlorophyta; Mamiellophyceae; Mamiellales; Mamiellaceae. The record is from RefSeq and is a predicted model, not a curated record. The coding region runs from base 1 to 528 and encodes 175 amino acids. The transcript has a single exon.